Messenger RNA from Brugia malayi, 318 nucleotides. RefSeq lists its product as uncharacterized. Lineage: Eukaryota; Metazoa; Nematoda; Chromadorea; Rhabditida; Onchocercidae. Bases 1 to 318 code for a protein of 105 amino acids. Gene Ontology annotation, molecular function: RNA binding. The transcript has 4 exons. The record is from RefSeq and is a predicted model, not a curated record.
AUGCAUAUAGGACAGUGGACUUUAGUAAGAGUGUUUUCAACAGAUUUCCAAGCGUCGCUCGUGUCAGCUCGUGUCGUAUUGAAAAAUAUCAGUUGGUUCACCGAGGAUCUGAAGUUCCAUUUUGGUCGUUUUGGGAAGGUGGAACACGUCAAAUUGUUAUAUGAUUGGGAAACAGGUCUGCAUAGGGGUUUUGCAUUUGUUGUUUUUGAGAGCACGGACGACGCAAUAAAGGCUGUACAGCAACGAAAUCAUUAUAUUAACAGACGGCAGGUAAUUGCAAAGAUUGCAGUAUCUAGUUCUAGGAAACAACAAAAAUAG